CCCGUCUUCACCUCCUCCACACACCAGUGGGAACAACAUGUCGUCGAACAGGGCCAAGCUCGAAUCACUCCUCUCCAUCAUCAAUACCGCCGCCCAGGAGGCGAUCGCGAUGUACGAGAAGGAGGGCGGCGACGUCCCGUCGUUCGAAUCGACGGACUCGCACCCUCUCGACGAUGCCUUGGACACUGUCGCGCUCAAGAGCACGAUCCGAACGCUCGAGGGUGCCUGCCACCAGCUUUGCACCACCCUGGCACCGCCGUCACACACGGCAAUCAACAUGGUGCAAAUCUACGAUUACGCCUGCAUCCGCGUCGUGCUCCGGGAGAACAUCACCAACAUCCUGCUCGACUAUCCCAAGGGCAUCCAUGUCAACGAGCUCGGCAAGAUUAUCAAUAUCGAGCCUAGGAAGCUCGCACGCAUGAUGCGCGUGCUUGCAACUCGCGGCUGCUUCGUCGAGGUCGACACCGACACGUUCGCAAACAACCGGCUGUCGCUCAUUCUCCACAGUGAGCAUCCGGUGCGGCAUAUGGUCAGCCUCCACGUCGAGGCUUGUGCGAAGGGCGCGUCUGUCUUCUGGGAGACCCUGAAGGCUCCAGAGCAGGGCCCCUCAUAUGACCCCGCCCACGCUCCCGUCAUGUUCGCAAACAAUAGGGAUGGUAUCACGGGCACUUUCUUCGAUUGGAUGCGUGAAGAUGUAAGUCACAUGUUGCAGGGGCAGAGAACUGGUACUCAUUCGCCAUUCCCAGGACAGCAGGCGCCUGCCUACCCCUUCCCGGAAGUUUCAACCGUUGUCGACGUUGGCGGUGGAAUUGGCGCAUUCUCCCUUCCUCUGGCCCGCACACACAAGAACGUCAAGAUCACGAUCCACGACCUUCCCGAAGCUCUCGUUCAAGCUCGUGACAUUUGGGCCAACGAGUGUCCUGAGGCAGUCAAGGAGGACCGUGUCGAGUUCAAAGAGCUCAACUUCUUCACGCAGGUGCCGGUCAAGGGCAAGGACAUAUAUUACCUCCGUAACAUCAUUCACGACUGGCCCGAUGAUGAGGCUCUUCUCAUCCUCCGCAACGUUCGGGAAGCCCUUGGCCCGAACAGCCGUGUGCUCGUCCACGACUACGUCCUUCGCGGGCUGAGUCGGAAACAGGCCGAGGUUGAGGCCUCUACUCUCGGUGCUGACAUCGCACCUGAGCCGUUGUUGCCCAACUACGGCGUCGGCAAUAUCCGCGCGUACGAGCAAGACAUGACAAUGUGGAUACUUCACAACGCCAAAGAACGGACGCUGCAGGACUCCGUCCAGCUCGCUGCUGCUGCGAACCUCAAGCUCGAGAAAGUCUGGGACCUCGCCGAGGCGUGCGUUCUCGAGUUCAAGGCCGCAUGAUUAUGAUCCUUUUCUAUGCCAUGUUGAAAUAGAAACAUCAAGGACGAUUAUGUAUCAUAGAUGUCCAGAAUAGCAUUCCAUGUAGAUCACCAACCCUACAUACAGUCGCUCAAUGCAUCCCUCAAC
Molecule: messenger RNA, 1498 nt
Organism: Coniophora puteana RWD-64-598 SS2
Lineage: Eukaryota; Fungi; Basidiomycota; Agaricomycetes; Boletales; Coniophoraceae
Product: S-adenosyl-L-methionine-dependent methyltransferase
Exons: 9
Coding region: 38-1372 (444 amino acids)
Molecular function (GO): O-methyltransferase activity
Source: RefSeq, a predicted model, not a curated record